AUGCAAUUGUUCAAGAUAAUUUCCCUACUUAUUACUUCAAGUGUCGUUGUGGCUGAUAAGCUCACUGAAUUAUCAAUUGGCAUUUUGCAUGAGGUGCCAGAGAGUGAAUGUACAAUUCAAGCCUCCAAGGGCGACAUUGUGUCUGUCCAUUAUACAGGAUCGUUAAAAGAAAGUGGCGAUAUCUUUGACUCGUCAUAUAAGAGAGGCGCCCCUAUUCAAUUCACUCUCGGCCAUGGGCAAGUCAUUGCUGGUUGGGAUCAAGGUAUAAUGGGAAUGUGCAUUAACGAAAAACGUAAGCUUUACAUUCCAAGUGAAAUGGGAUAUGGUUCCAGAGGCGCUGGAGGAGUGAUUCCACCUGAUGCAGAUCUCAUCUUCGAGACAGAACUAGUUGAUAUCCGCAGACGUGACGAAUUGUAG
Lachancea fermentati is the source of this 417-nucleotide messenger RNA. NCBI's taxonomy places the organism in Eukaryota, Fungi, Ascomycota, Saccharomycetes, Saccharomycetales, Saccharomycetaceae. The record is from the annotation of a GenBank genome assembly.